Molecule: messenger RNA, 6628 nt
Organism: Pundamilia nyererei
Lineage: Eukaryota; Metazoa; Chordata; Actinopteri; Cichliformes; Cichlidae
Product: rho guanine nucleotide exchange factor 28-like
Exons: 38
Coding region: 216-5768 (1850 amino acids)
Biological process (GO): regulation of Rho protein signal transduction
Molecular function (GO): guanyl-nucleotide exchange factor activity
Source: RefSeq, a predicted model, not a curated record
ACGGAGACAGGAGAGGAUGCUGUGUCAGUGGAGGCUGAGGCUCAGUCUGCAAGCGCAUCAGCACCGACUGUCGACCCCUUCCCAACUUGUAGCCUAAAUACGGACAGUUGAAUUAGCAGUUAGCAAAAGGAGGAUGAAUCCGAAUUAGAGGGAUUUUUCUCCCCCACAUAUAAGCGUGCUGCCAAGGUUCUGUCGGAGUUUGAGCCCCUGUGCAGAUGGAACUGAGCAGAAGAAAAGUGCCUCUGUAUGGCGAAGCAAAGGUAUUUGCAUUGCUGGAUGGUUUUGACUCUGCGCCAGAAGAUGCAGAGGUUUACAUUGUUUUGGAAGGAUCCACACUGAUCCAUGUCACCAGGGCUCACAGUGAUGUCAUGCUCUGCUUUAUUGUCCCCGGCCAUAAUCUGGCAGAGAUGGUUUCUGUCCAGGCAUACCUGUGCUCUGAAACUAUACCUCUCACCUGGGUAGGCGAGGCUUCAUUAGAGUAUGUUCAUGAUGAUGCUCAGGACCUCGCAGAGCACCUGGUAAUCCAUGGACAUUGUCUGAACUCCACGGAUCACAACGAGCUGAGCAGCCUCUUCAACCUGGGCCAGCAGAGCUCCCAUUGGGCUAUGGAUCACCGAGUGGCCCUGGCUAUGGCUAACCUCGAUAUCCCCCCAAACUGGAAUGUACUCGGGAGCCACAGUGGAGACGAGCACUGUCCCAGAGAGUCUCCCCUCCACCUAGCUGUUCGAUGGGGUAUGUGUCGACUUGCAGAGCUGUUGCUUUGCCAGCCUGGGGGUUUGAUGGCUGUCAAUCUGCCAAACGAAAAUGGAGUCACGCCGCUGCAGCUGGCACAGACAGCAGGCAACACUGAACUGUUGGAGCUGCUCUCCAACCCACCCAAUCCACUAGCUACACCUCCCGCUGGUCUUACCCAGGUGUGGGCAGACAGAUCUCGCCUGCUUAGGUUCUGUCAUGACAUGGGGAACCUGACUCUGACUGUCAGACAAAACCUGAGGUGGAGCUCGGAGGAGAGCCGACAUGCUGACAUUCUGCUUCUCAGAGAGCGACUGAGAGAUGAGGACUUCCUCAGAGGGAUCAAAGCACUAAGGAGGGAGCGGGUGGAGACGAUCUUAGGGAAGGAAGAACUAGUGGAUGAUCCUGCAGACAGUGCACUGUAUCCUGACAUAAAUGGAGAAAACUCUGCCGUUGAAGAGAAUGUUCCCAGUUUCUACUCCGAAGUAUACGAGGAGCCGCUGAUGUUCUGUCUGAAUGAGGAGGACGAAGAAGACGAGCCUUCACAGUCUGACUCUGAGAAAAGCCAGUCCAUAAGGGAGAGCCAGGCCUCGUCUCCAACACUGGCUGCAGCUGCCAGACUGUCAGCGAUGAUACACGGCAAAGACCAAGUGUAUGCCAACGCCAUGCUGGUGGAUCAGGUGGACGAUGCUGACAUUAAAUACCGCUCUCCAGGGGAAGAGGAGGUCAGCCCUGCAUCUCAUGCUGACAGCUCCAGCUGGGAUUCGUUCUCUGUGACUCCCCCUAAUUCAGGGAACUGCUCCCAGAGCCGGUGCCUAUCGUCACCCCACAACAGGCUGAGGGGAAUCCAAGGUUCUGGCCUGGAGAACCACAGAGAGCAGUCCCCUCUUGUCUCCCCCCCCUGUCCUUUCGCUUCCUCCCCAUCUUUCCCUUCCUCGCCCCUGGCUUCCGCCCUCCGUUUGUUUGAGGAAGCACACAAGCGUCAGCCGCAGACAGGCUUGCCACGCUCUCCUUCUUUGAGUCGUAGAGGAUGCAGCUUCACAGAGGCAAGCCGAGGCCUGAGCCCUAGUCUAGAGUGUGACAGUGGAGAGGAGGACAUACUGGGACAUUCCUACCCAUCCUCAUCUAUAAGGCAACAGUCCACUCUGCGCUCUAGCUCAGGAGAAGAGAGAGACUCUUUUGACGCUUCUCCAGAUUUCAGUCGUGCGCAAUCCGACAUCACGCACAAAUCAACCAAGAGCCCAGAGGAGGCUGAGGUCCGUCUUCGCUCCUACUCCUACUCCUCCCCUAAAGCAAAGCUGUCACGGCCACUGCUAAACCGCGAUGCAACAAUCACUGAUUUGGAAGAAGAGCAGAGAACAUUCAACUUGACUGAGACGCCCAGAGAAAAGAGGAUCGAGGAUGAGGACUGGGAUAAAUACAUAAUCCCAUCUAAGGUCGAGUCAGAGAAGUACAAAGUCAGCCGGACCUUCAGCUUCCUCAAGAGCAGGAUGUCGAGCACUCGCAGCAAGACUAAGGUGAAGGGUAAAGAGGUGAAGGAGGGAAAGGAGAAGUCAGUCACUCCUAAUGGUCAUCAGUUUGUUCCUGUGUCUCCAUCUGGUCCUGCUCUUUGUGUGGCCUGUGAUAAGUCUGUUUCUGGGAAGGAGCUGUUGCAGUGCUCCAACUGUUUACUGAAUGUUCAUAAGAACUGUCGGGAGUCUGUUGCAGCCUGUGCAAAGAAACUGCAAGACAGGAAUGCAUUGCUGAUGAAGAACAAGGCCUUUUCUCUCCCGCAGAACCCUGUCAAAGAAAACCCACCAUCCUCCAUUUUCUCUUCUUCUUCCUGCCCGUCCUCUUCGCUUCCAACAAUGAACAGAGAAAAAAGAGAAACAGUCCCACCGCUUACUAAAAGCCUCUCUAUCUCUGCAGACAGCAGACGGCUGAGCGACUCAGCAGGUGCGGACUCUGAGUGUGCUGCUCCAACUUGCACUAUUAGCUCACUGUCUGAUGACGGGACACCAGUCACAACGACUCCCCCAGCCAUCGACCUGCCAAUCACCACACAAGAUACUGUUGAUGCUCCUUUACUGGGCGACCUGUCCGCUGACCUGCUGGGACUUGAAGCAGAGUCAUGGAGUCUUGCAGUCACUGCCGAAUUUUGUAGGCAACACGACAGACACACAAUCAAACGCCAGGAUGUUAUUUAUGAGCUGAUGCAGACCGAGCUGCACCAUAUCCAGACCCUAACGGUCAUGUCGGAGGUGUUCAGGAGAGGCAUGCUGGAGGAGCUGCAGCUGGAUUGGGACUGUGUGGCCCGGAUUUUCCCCUGUUUGGAUCCCCUGCUGGUCUUCCACAGGAACCUCUUCAGAGCUCUGCAGGAACGCAGACAGGCUGAAACCCAAACAGAGAACUCCCAAAAUUACAUCAUCCACAGGAUUGGAGAUAUACUGCUUCAGCAGUUCUCAGAUGAAAAUGCUGAGAAGAUGAAAAACUUGUAUGGAGAGUUCUGCAGUCACCACAUCGAAGCUGUCAACGUCUUCAAAGAGCUACAGCAACAGAACAAGAAACUUCAAAACUUUGUCAGGCAACAGAGCAAUAACUCGCUGGUCAGACGAAGAGAGGUCCCAGAAUUUAUCCUGCUUGUAACUCAGCGCAUCACCAAGUACCCAGUGCUGCUGGAGAGGAUAUUACAUUAUACCAAGGAGGGAAGUAUAGAACACUCUGACCUGUCAACUGCCCUGGCUCAGAUCCGUGAUGUUGUUGCAGCAGUGGACCUGACUGUAAAUAAAUAUGAGAAGUUUCAGGAGCUUCAGGAAGUGCUGGCCCGGCUGGAGAACAAAAGCUUUGCCAAGCUUAAGAAUGGCAAGGUGUUUCGCAAACAGGACCUGCACAGCAAACAUAGGGAUCUGCAGCACAAAGGGCUGGUCUACUGGAAAACAGCCACAGGACGUCUGAAAGAUACGUUGGCUCUUUUGCUCACUGACAUUCUAGUUUUCCUGCAAGAGAAAGAUCAGCGCUUCAUAUUUGCUGCUGUGGACCAGAAGCCUCCAGUAAUCCCUCUACAAAAGCUCAUCGUCAGAGAAGUUGCCAAUGAAGAGAGAGGGAUGUUUCUCAUCUCUGCAUCCUCAGCGGGGCCAGAGAUGUAUGAAGUUCAUACCACCAGCAGAGAGGAGAGGAAUGCAUGGAUGAGACACAUUCGACAAGCUGUAGAGAGCUGCCCUGAGGAAGAGGAGGAAGAUGAGCGAAGUGCUGAGACCGAGGAAGCCAGGCAAGCUGCAGAAAUGAGAAUUCAGAAGAUCACCAAGUUCCAAGAAACGCUGUUGGGUCAAGACCAACGAAUCUGCAACAGCCUGGAGGAGAAGUUGCAGCUUUAUGCUGAGCUUACAGAAUUAACCCUCCAGUCACCAGAACCUGUACCACAUCGCCACCUGCUGGUAGAAUCAGUACCAUACACCGACAGUGAGACACCAAGACAGGCCUCUUCACUGCUCACAGCUGCACUCAGAGAAGCUGAAAACCUGAUCACCAUUCUCCAGGCUCGUGAGGGCAUCGCUGUGCAGAGUCAGAGCUCUCCUGUCCGAGGCCCUGAGUGCUGCAGUUAUAACAGCCACGGCAGCAGCAUUCAGGAGUCUCCGUCUGAGCCGGAUUAUCUGAGCACGCUAAGCAUGAGCUCCGCCUCUCUUGGAUCUGAUAGUGAAUUAGCCGGGAUGGACAAUUCGUUGUGGAGCUCCGCUGUUGAGCUGAGAAAAGGAGAGAACAAAGGGACACUGGUGAAGGUGGCAGAGAGUGUCCAGAGCCUGACCCAACUUCUAUACAGUCUACAGGCAGCUGUGACCCUCCAGGACAGCUGCUAUGAAGUCCACCAGCUCCUUCUUCAGGAGGGAGAAGGACCUCAGCUCCGAACCCUCGCCUCCCUUCAAAGCAGCCUGGUAUCAGUCACAUCAUACCCACUGAAAGCAUUUUCUCAAUGUAAAACCUUACACGUUUUGAGGAAGCUGAGAUUGCACAAUCGGUGGCUGACUAAAUACUUUUUUGCCCCACUGUAUGUCAACACAUAUAUUGUUGUCCAGGAGCAGGAGAAGCAGAGGAGUAUUGAGAAGAAAAAAGAGGAAGUGGAAAAGAAGGGUUUAGAGAGGAAGAAAGAAGAGGUGGAUGAGGUGCAGAAACUCCAGGUGAAGCUGAAACAAGAGCAACAACGUUGGGACAAAGAAUGUCUGGCCAGAGAGAAACAACAGAGUGAACAGGAGACUUUGCUGGAGCAGCGGGAGCAGCAGUGUCUUCUGGAAGCUGAGCGGCUGCGCUGUGAGCGUGAGGAGCUGGAGGCCCAGCUGCUGGAGUACCAGCAAAAUCUGGACAGACUGAGGGAGGGUCAGAGGAGUGUAGAGAGGGAGAAGGAGAAGAUCGAAGCGCAACAGAGACUGCUCCAGAGCUGGAGACAUAGCCGCCAGAGCAGCCUGCCUGUUAUGAUUCCACUGGGUGAAUACAAGGGGUCUACCCACAGCCGCUCAGGGAGCCUGGAUGGCAACAGUUCAGUGUACAAGAAUGAGGCAGCUUUGCUCACCUCACUCCAACAGAACCACCUCCACCAGCCCACCAACAACAACCAGCACCAGCAUCCUCUCUCCAUGCCAAGAAAAAACCACGAAGACCCCCUGCACAGUUCCACCUAUUCGACCAACCUCGGCCUCAGUGCCAGCCUCUACAACAGCCUCAACACCCUGCUGAGCCAGACACACAGCAAACAGCCGCUGGAUGGCAUGACAUACCCGAGCUACAGUAACAGUCAUGACUGUCCUCAGGCCCUGAAUGACUCCAUCCACCCCUUUGGCAGCAGGAUCACUACACACUCACAGGAGACCAACACUUCAAACUUCAGACCAGUGGUGGACAAACAAUCCCCGGAUCUGUGGAGGUCAGAGGUCACAGGGCAUAGACUUUAUGAGGACGGCUUCUCUUCCCCUCACUCUCUUAACCCUCUCCUCCCCCCUCAGGCGUACCUCUCUCUCGAGGGGCAGAAUAGGGAUGAGGGAGUUGAGGAGAACAUUGUUUACCUCUAAAGGUCCAUGAGAGAAAAAUAAACAAUAUAGGCCACCAGUUGUAUACUGAACAAACAGUAAUAUGUCUGUUGCUUAAAUGUGUGUGUGUGCAUAUAUGUCCAUGUAAAUAUGAUGGAUUUAUGUUCAUCUUUUAAAAUCGGAGAGAUCAAAUAUAGAGGUAAUCACAGGGAGAAAGUAUAAACCGACUGUACAGUAUGUGCCUUUAUCAUUGUAUGUUGUGAACUUUAACCAUUCUCCUCCUGUGUGAUCAAACCAUUGUGCCUUUUCACAAACAAGCUCUUUGUAAAUCAGCUUUUAUAUUUGUACUUCUCGUGUUUUCACUUCUACCACAAAUCUUUUAAGUAUCUGUGCACUUGGUUUGCUGACAAAGGUACCUUUGUGCUACAAACCUUUUGACUUCAAAUACAAGAAAGUCAGGACAGAUUAAAAUUGAUGUAAUUUACGUCUUGAGCACUUAAAAUGAAAUAAGAAUAUAUGAGAAGCCAAUCAACCCCUUUUUUAAACUAUAUAUAGAUUAUUUCUCCAAGUGAUCUUUAAUGAUAUUUAUAAGGGAUUGUGGGCCUCUACGAGAAAUAAAAAUAGACCUAUAUUGUGUAUAAAUAUGAAAUACAUGUAUAGUUUUUCGGAGCGGCUACCUAUGCACAAUAUGUUGAAUUGUUUUCUCACUUAAGUGCCAAAAAUAUAUUGCUGUCUGAUGCUGUAAUGUCUGUGAAGAGAGGGUGUAUUUUUUUCCCCCGUUCCUUGAAAUUUCAGAUAAUUUAUUGCUUAAAAAUUGCUUCAUGCACUGUCAACGUUUAUAAGAUUUUGUUUGAAAAUUUGACUUGUAAUCUUCAUAAUCAGAACUGUGUUAUCAUAUUGUG